Molecule: messenger RNA, 2146 nt
Organism: Larimichthys crocea (large yellow croaker)
Lineage: Eukaryota; Metazoa; Chordata; Actinopteri; Sciaenidae
Gene: gpr171
Product: G protein-coupled receptor 171
Exons: 5
Coding region: 302-1435 (377 amino acids)
Biological process (GO): G protein-coupled receptor signaling pathway
Cellular component (GO): membrane
Molecular function (GO): G protein-coupled purinergic nucleotide receptor activity
Source: RefSeq, a predicted model, not a curated record
AGGUGUGGCCUGUGGUCAGAAUACUGACGACAGUCCUCAAUACGUCUGUCUGCAGUUUCCGCAGCCUCGAACACAUGAACUGCACCGACUGAAUCAAACGCAACCUGAGAGAGGACCUGUAGAGUUGAUCCCCGGGGAUCCAACACGUGGUCCGAGGACCUACCAGAGGCCAAUAUAAGCCACCGGAGGUGAAGAGACAGUGACUGUGAAGAACAGACAUCCAGACCACAAUCAGUCAGACUCAGACUUCCUCAAAAACCCCACAGUAAGAACCUGAAACUCUUUGAAUUUACUAUGAACCAUGAAAGGAAGUGAACAGGUGCUCUUUGUGUUUCAGCUCCUGAUGAUGCCUCCUUCCACCGACUCCAGUGCUGGAGCAGCCGAGAUGGGGAAGGAGUGCAUCGUCAACGACCAGAUGGGACCCUUCAUCGUGAUCUACAUCCUCAUCUUCAUCAUCAGUCUGCCUGGAAACCUGCUGUCUGUGUGGGCCUUCAUCCGCAGUCCAAGAACCAAUCAGCAGAGCACCAGUGUCUACCUGGUGAACCUUCUGGUGGCGGACCUCCUGCUGCUGCUUGCUCUGCCCUUCAAGAUCCUGAAGGACCUCGGGGUGAUGCCGUGGAACCUCAUGGUGUUUCACUGCCAGGCCAGUGCUGUCACCAUCUACAUCAGCCUCUACGCAUCCAUCGCCUUCCUCACCUUCAUCAUUACUGACCGCUACCUGCAGGACUCCCACAGUCUGAACUCUUUGCGGUUGCGGGAGGUCGGCUUCGCCCGGCUGAUGUCGCUGGUUGUCUGGUUGAUGCUGCUGCUCAUCAUGGUGCCCAACAUGGCUCUGCCCACAAACAAAGUACAGGAGCAGCAGUACCUCAAGUGUUCGUCUCUGAAGACAAGCAUCGGACUCCACUGGCACAGCCUGACCAUCUUCCUCUGCACGGCUUUGUUCCUCAACGCCUCCGCCGGCGUCCUCGUCUCCAGCGGUCUGGCUCUCAAAAGACUCCUGCGGAGUCGCAAGGAUCCCAAACUCUGGGUCAACGCCAGGCGGGCAGCAGUGAGCGUGGCCGCCGUGGUGUUGGCUUACAUACUCUGCUUCGUGCCGUACCACAUCGUCCGGCUGCCGUACACAUUGGCCCAAACCAAAGUCAUCACGGACUGCCAGACCCAGAGGAAGCUGUUUCUGGGGAAGGAGUCGACACUUCUACUGACUGUGCUGCACCUCUGCUUCGACCCUCUUCUCUUCUUCUACCUCUACGAACCUUUCAGACAGGCUUUCUGCAGGAUGUUCCCCUGCUGCAGGAACCAGGCAGCCAGCGAUGCAGAGCAACAGGCUGCACAGGAAAUUAUGCAAACUGCGACAUCUGCACGGCAGGAGGAUGCGGUGAAUCUGCGUGGGAAUCCCUGCAGCACACUUACUGGUGAGGUGGGACAUGUAGCCUAGCUUAGCACAAAGACUGGAGGCCUAAAAUGGAUGCUACAACAGCUCAGGGUCACUCGUAAACUUUCUUUUACUGUUAAUUCACUGUUUAUUUCUUUGAGAAGAGUUCAUCUGGACUGUUUCAUCCAGGUCACUGUUUCCACCUGGUUCGUUAGUCCUCUUUGUCGUUGUGAAGGUCACCUGAGUGAAAAGGUGAAAGGACGACCUCGUCGGUGGAGGAUAAGUGUUGUCCGAGGCCUCCUUCACUUUCAAACCACCUGUCCGAAACGUGAACAUCAUUGUCACUAAAAGACUGUCCUCUGUCCUUAAGGUGGAAGAAGCCUGCAGAGUCUUGUGCCGUCUUGUAAAGUCGUGGUUUGGUGUAAAGGUUUUGUCCUCCUGGUCUUUGGGGUCUUCUGGUUUCUGUGGUUUCUUUGUUGCUGGGUUUGAAGAACGCUGAUGAAAACCUUCAGAUCAGACGACGCUGUGGCGUCUGUCUCUGUGUCUUCAUCAGCUGCUGUGUUUCCACAAACGUCUUUCAAACGUUGAUUUAACUCUUCUCAAAGAAAGAUGACCUGGACUGAGAAUCUUUACUAAUUAUGUAAAUGAGAUCACCUAUAAUCUGACAGUUCUGACUGUUUCUGGUUGUUGUGUAUGUACUGUGUGUGUGUGUGACUCAUUUUAUACAUCAUGAGUCAAUCAAAGCAUCAAAUGAAGAUGAUAAAUACAUAUGAA